CGAUCGGCGAUCACACUCAUCAUCUCAGGCAUCUAUCUCUCUCAGCAAAGCAACCAUUGACCACUCUUAUCAUCUCAGCGAAGCGACCGAUUCCAUCUCUCUCUCUCAGCGAAGCACCGAUCGACCUUCAGCAACUCUCAGUGCUGCUCUUGAAGAAACAUGUUUUGGAGGGAACGCGAGAGGGAGAACAAAGAGCUGAACAGUGGACCGCCUUGCGGCCAGGUUCGAGUUCUUGUUGUUGGAGAUUCAGGAGUGGGGAAAACUUCUCUGGUUCAUUUGAUUGUGAAUGGUUCUUCCAUUGCUCAUCCUCCUCAAACAAUUGGCUGUACAGUUGGCGUGAAGCACACAACUUAUGGAAAUUCAGGCAGCUCUUCAAAUAGCAUCAAAGGUGAUGGUGAAAGGGAUUUCUUUAUUGAACUAUGGGAUGUGUCUGGACAUGACCGAUACAAAGAUUGUAGGUCUCUCUUCUAUUCACAAAUAAAUGGUGUUAUCUUUGUUCAUGAUCUAUGUCAAAGAAGGACAAAAACAAGCUUGCAGAAGUGGGCAGCAGAUAUUGCAACAACUGGGACAUUCUCUGCUCCUCUAGGAUCCGGAGGUCCCGGUGGCCUCCCUGUUCCUUACAUUGUGAUUGCUAAUAAAGCAGAUAUUGCAUCAAAAGAGGGCACGAGGGGAAGCAGUGGCAAUCUUGUUGAUGCUGCUCGCCAAUGGGUUGAGAAGCAGGGUUUGCUUCCAUCAAGCGAGGAACUACCAUUGACAGAGAGUUUCCCUGGCAGUGGAGGCCUUAUAGCGGCUGCGAAAGAGGCAAGAUAUGACAAAGAAGCUGUGAUGAAAUUUUUUCGCAUGUUGAUCAGGAGGAGAUAUUUUUCAGAUGGCUUACCUGCACCAAACCCAUGGUCGUCUACACUUGUUCAAAGACCAUUGCAGCGAUCAAGUGAAAGUUUGAGUAAUGAAGAUCAACUAUACAAGAGUACAGGAACUGCAGUUCUAGAGAAGAAACUUCAUCCUCGUUCGAUUGGAGACCCAUACAAGUACAACAUUCUCCCUCCCCUUCCAGCUCAACACAAUCUGACGCCACCUCCCACUCUUUAUCCUCAGCAGCCAAUGUCAACUCCUGACAACAACUAUAACACCAUUCCAAGAUUUGCCUUGUCAAGCUCCCACGAUAUCAGCAGCAGCAGCAGCGCCAGAUCAAAGCGCACUGAUAUUAAUGUCUGAGGCUGAGGCUGAGGCGGAUGAUUUCAAUCUUUGCUUAUUGCUGCUAAAAAGAACAAAGAGGGAGCACAUUACUGGCCAUGUAAAAUCCCUAUCUUUUUGUUUGCACUUGUGAUAUUGGUCGAUUCAUUCUUUGAUUCAUUGGGAGGCCUCUUUGUUUAUGUGCAUCUUGUAUUUGAAAUUUAUAAUGGUUUGUUGUUCUACAUCCAGCUAUUCUUUUUCCAUGAUACUUCACACCAUUCUCUUUUUUUCUAUGAGAUAAAAUUGUGAAAAUGUAAAAACCAUUCCAUUGGGAAUUAGAUGGGUGUAUUGAAUUGCGGCUUUAUCACA
Molecule: messenger RNA, 1542 nt
Organism: Camellia sinensis
Lineage: Eukaryota; Viridiplantae; Streptophyta; Magnoliopsida; Ericales; Theaceae
Source: RefSeq, a predicted model, not a curated record